This is a messenger RNA of Diachasma alloeum, 3324 nucleotides long. RefSeq lists its product as uncharacterized. The record is from RefSeq and is a predicted model, not a curated record. The coding region runs from base 1 to 3324 and encodes 1107 amino acids. The transcript is spliced from 3 exons. NCBI's taxonomy places the organism in Eukaryota, Metazoa, Arthropoda, Insecta, Hymenoptera, Braconidae.
AUGGCCGCUACAACAGUGACACCAAUACACCUAGAGGCACCGGAGCCAUUAUGCCUGGACGGAAAUUUGGCUGAAAGGUGGAAGAAAUGGAUUAAAAAACUGGAGAGAUACUUGGUAGCUACAGAAUGUGCAGGAAAACCAGAUGAAGUAAAAAUAGCAAUACUCUUACAUUGCAUUGGAGAUGAAGCUAACGAGAAAUAUGAAACAUUCGAGUUGACAGAGACCCAGAAAAAAGUGUAUAAAACAGUGGUAGAGAAGUUCCAGGAAUACUGUGUCCCAAAGAAAAAUGAAACUAUUAUUAGGCAUCUAUUUUUUCAACGUAAGCAAAAAGACGGUGAGAAAUUUAAUGACUUUCUGACAGACUUACAAAAGCAAAGCAGUGAGUGUGAAUUUGGUACUAUAAGACAGAGUUUAAUUAGAGAUCAGAUCAUUUCGGAACUGAGGGACUUAAAAUUGAAAGAGAGACUACUGAGAACAGAAGAGUUGGAUAUGAAAAAAUGUAUUAAGAUGUGUAGAACGAGUGAAAUGGCAGAAGAACAGUUGAAAACUUUACAAGAAGAAGUGACAGACAUUGCAGUGGAUUAUGUUAAGACAUACAAUGGCAAAGAACGAGGUGGGGGACAUUUCCCGUCGAGAACAUCGCAGCAGAGAGGGCCACCACUGAGACAAACAGAACAUAGAGAUAGACCAGUCCAGCAGCAAGGAGAGCCAUCUAGGGAGGGGGUGUGGAGCAGAAAACAACGAGGAGAUCAACAGUCGGUAACAAGAUGUGGUAAUUAUGGGUAUCAACAUGGGUAUGGACGAUGCCCAGCAUAUGGAGUUGAAUGUUAUAAAUGUCAGGGAGUUAAUCAUUAUGGUAAAAUGUGUCGAAAGAGAGUAGAAAUAAAGAAAAUAAAUGUAGAAUCAGAGUCAGACAGCGAUAGCGAAACACGGCAACCACACCUCCUUGGAAUGAUUAAAAUAAAUACUGUACAGUCGAGUCGUUGGAAUGAGAAAAUUAAAUUAACACAAUAUGGCAGGGAAAUUGAUUUCAAGUUGGAUACUGGUGCUGGUUGCAACGUGAUGAGCUUCAAAAAUCUACAGAAUCUGGGAAUCCGAGUACUGAUAGAGCCAACAAGGCAAAGACUGAGUAAUUAUAAUGGGAGUUCUAUUGCCGUUUUGGGUAAAACUAAACUGAAGUGUGAGAUUAGAGAUAAAGAGUAUGAAGUACCUUUUUAUAUUGUUAGAGGUGAGGCAAUAUCGGUAAUCGGAGAUCCGACAAUCAGUACAAGUGUUCCUUGCAGGAACAUUCCAUUCAAGCUGAGAGAUGCAUACGAGAUCGAGUUGAAAAAAAUGAAGACCAAUGAGAUAAUAAGAGAGAUAACUGAGCCAACGGAGUUUGAGACCGCGGUAGUGAUAGUAAAAAAACCUAGAAACGCACUGAGAGUUUGUUUAGAUCCUAUUUAUUUAAAUGAAUGCUUAUUAAGAGAACAUUGUAAACUACCGACGUUUGAGGAAAUAGCCUCCAGAGUCAAAGGUGCAACAAUUUUUAGUAUGUUAGACGCAAGUACACCCUUCUAUCAAAUCAGAUUAGAAGAGAAGAGCUCAAAAUUAACAACAUUUCAGACACCAUUUGGACGUUACUGUUUUAAGAGGUUACCUUAUGCUAUAAAGACCGCACCUGAAGUUUUCCACAGAGAGUAUUCGAGAAUAUUUGCAGGUAUUCGAAACAUUGAAGUUUACAUAGACGACAUUUUAAUCUGGGCUAAAGAUGUAGAGGAACAGAAUAAUAUAUUAAGACAAGUAUUGGAACGAGCCAAAGAAUAUAAUGUUAAAUUAAAUAGAGACAAAUGUGUAACGGGAUCUAAUAGAGUUAAAUUCCUUGGCCAUAUCUUUACAGAUAAAGGUAUAGAGAUUGAUGAGGAGAAAGUAAAGGCCAUUAAAGAGAUGAAAACACCAAAAAGUUCAAAAGACGUCGAGAGACUAUUGGGAAUGAUCAAUUAUGUUUUAAAGUACAUCCCAAUGGUAUCUGAGUACACAGUACCAUUGAGAGAAUUAAUCAGAAAGAAUACAAUAUUUAACUGGACUCAAAUCCACGAGAACGCUUUGAGACAGAUUAAAAAAUUGCUAACUUCGAGUCCAGUAUUACAAUUUUAUGACGUAAAUGUACCUUGUGUAGUAAGUGUAAAUGCGAGCAGCACAGGUGUUGGUGCAGUACUAUUACAAAAUAAUUUACCAGUAGCUUAUGCAUCCAAAGCCUUGACUAAGACACAACAGGCAUGGGCGCAAAUUGAAAAAGAAAUGUAUGCAAUUGUCUUUGGAUGUGAGCGUUUUCGACAAUAUAUACUAGGUAAAGAGGUAACGGUGGAGAGUGACCACAAGCCCCUUAUUCCAAUAUUCAACAAACCAAUGAGUGAAAUACCAGUAAGACUUCAGAAAAUGAGACUGAGAUUACAAGGUUGCGAUAUAAAUGUAAAAUAUAAACAGGGUAAAUACUUACACAUUGCAGACGCACUGUCUAGAGCACAUUUGCUUGACAGUGAAGAGGAUGAAAAAGACUUAGAAACACAGAUCCUAUUCAUAAACUACCGUGAUUACAUGAGCGAGGGUAAAUUAGAGAAAUUCGUAAGAGAAACGGAGAAGGACAAAAACUUGCAAAUAAUGAAACAUUUUGUACAAUUUGGAUGGCCAAAUCACAACAAAAUUCCAAACGAGCUUAAACAAUAUGGAAAAAUGAGUCAUGAAAUAUUUUACAUGGAGGGAAUCCUUUUCAAAGGAAACCAAAUGAUUGUACCAGAGACUUUACGUCGAGACAUGCUCGACAAACUGCACUACAGUCAUCCGGGAAUCGAAAAAACUAAAGCUCGGUCCAAUUAUAAACCGAAAAAGAUUUUACUUGAAAGACAACAGAACCAGAAAAUUUAUUACGACAAGAGUGCGAGAACGCUGUCUGAGUUGGAAAGAGGAGAGAUGGUAAGAAUCAGAGACUUGAAGAAGAAAAGUUAUGAGAAAUCUGGAGUAGUAAUUGAGAGAAAUAGAGAACCGAGAUCAUACAGAGUGCUCACUGAUUCAGGCAGGGUUCUUACACGAAAUAGAAAAUAUCUAAUAAACAAUGCAAACAACUAUGAGUUCAAAAUCGAACCAGAGGAACAUUUGGAUGAUUACGAGUCAAAUGAUUUGGAACAAUCAGAACAGGUAGAGAGCUUGAGAGAGACGAACGAAAGCGUUCCUCACUUAGGUGCAUCACCUGAAUCACACACAGAACUUAAUUCAGAACCGAGAGUGACUCGUUCAGGACGAACAGUCAAACCACCGAAUAGAUAUGGACAUUGGGUGUCGAAGUAG